CCUCUUCUCACACGGAGAAGGUUUGAGCAUUAAUCACCACGCUUGCUCAAUGCGGGUUGGCGAUUACAAACUUAUAAUUAGAAAUUAUAAGCCCAGUUUUCAUAUGGUUUUUACUUAUGGUAGGUACGUAAUAUAAAUGUAAUACUUAGGUACAUUGUGCUUCGCGGAGAGCCUAACCGGGUUACCGGGGCUCCGGUUCGAAGCGCAUGAGAAAGAAGGGGGUGGUUUUUAAUCAGUAAGAGUCUGACACUCCCUCCCGCCUCACCCAGGCGGGUGCAGUUAAUCGAUGAUUUUUACCCCUUAAAAAAAAUAGGUACAUUGUAGGUACCCCACUUACUGGUACGCGUCGAACAAAAGUUUCCGCUGGUGGCGUAUGCAACGACACAGUUACAGCGCACACUUCAGGUUCCCAAUCUGGUUCGUCCCAGUAGUAUGACCGCGUGUGUGUAGUUUUCCGACGGCUAUCAGUCUAAAAACAAACAAAAGACCUUAAAAGUUUCAUUGUUGCCGUAACUGGAGUUAAAGUGGGACCUAUAUCGAUUCAAUGUAAAUAAAUAUUAUUAGGUAUUUUAUUGUCUAGUAAUCUUAUUUCGUCUAAAUCCUAUGUGAAAUAUAAUAACCUACUUAGGUACCUAUGUAAUGUAAAAAUAAUCGCUUACUUUACGUGACCAGCAACCUCCCAUCUUUUAUGUUUCUCACUAGUUAGCACAACGAAGCUGUAAAGCAUAAACACCUCUAAUCAGUUUGAGUAAUUUAUUUAGGUAUCAAAUCAUUACCUACGUCAUCGUAAGAAAUAAUAUUUUUCUAUUAACACACUUGCAUACUUACGUACCGAAACAAAAGAUUUUAUCUUUAGAUAAUAUUGUAUUCUAAUUUAAAUCACACGAGCAGUUUGCACAACUCGUUUCUUUGAGUUCUGAUUGUUCACUAAGUAAAAGCGAAUUUGUACUGAUGCUGCGAACUCGUUAUUGUUUUUGUACCUAAGCUAAACUAUCUAUCUAUAUCAAUUUUCUCAACAAAGUAGCAAGAAUAGCUGAGAACUGGGAUAUUUGUCUAUGGUUGUAAAAUCCCGCAUGCUUUAAUUUAAUCCAUAGACUAUUUCUUACUCGAUCUAUCAGAUCUCUGACUAGCUAGAAAUAUCUGUGCUAUCGACGACGCGAGAUGAUGAGUAAUCUGCAGUAGCUACAAGUUUUACAUACCUAUAGCAUAGUUAAUAAAUAAAGAUAGAACCAUCUCAUAGUAAAAUGGAGCUUUUGGUGGUUGAUUUAUUAGUUUUAUUUGAAGUAUAUUCCCAUGUUCUACGCGUUUCCGAACGAAAGUACCUACCUAUACUAUUAAAGGUACGUGCUGUAUAGAGCGUAUGCACACACUUGUAAUGCACUUCACUCAAGUUCACUCAGAGCAACUGAGCAAAAGCAAAGGUCAAGGUAAGCCAUUGUAAUGCUUACUUUUAUUAAUAAACAGUGUCUAUAGUGAUAGUCUGGUCAACAGAAGUUGGGAAUGAAAAUAGAGCGCGAAAUUUAAAAUGUAAUACCACUCAAAAUGAUCUAUAUACUUAAUAAGAGACGACAUUUGCUUACGUACAUAAACUUAUAUAUAGGUACAUAUCCGUCUUGUUGUUCUAGUAGUUACAUCUACGGAGCCGCGGAGAACAAGUUAUCAGGGCUCCGACUCGAAUUACAGGUGUAAAGGACAGGGUGGUUUUUAGUCAGCAAGAGUCAGACACUCCCAUUCGCCUCUAGCGGGCGGGGCGGGACAAGACUUUGGAUAAUAUUCCUCUUUAAAAAAAUGUGGUUACAUAUGUAACUGCCGACUAAGGGACCUUGACUCAAGUAGAGUAAUAUUCGUAGUUCCGAGUUUUUCGAAAGUUAUAGAAACUUCUUAGACAUUUGACGACAAACUUGUUGAGUUCAAAUGUCUGGUAAUCAAUGGCAAUGUCGAAUUGUGUUAAUAUUGACAGUUAAAUUAUAGUAACCAUGUUUCUUCUAAUAGCUUCUUUUUGUAGUUGUGAUGAACCAGAACUCAAAUCGAAUAAUAAUGAUGACACGUUUCCCAGUUCCGAUCAAAUUUGGGGUAUGAUAGGAACCAUACUGGCAACAGUUGCUUGUUGGAUUGUGUAUACAAAGGUAAGGAUCGGCAGGAAGAGGUGCCAUAACCAUCACACUAUCAUGCACAGCAAACCAAGAACAGGAAACGCACGCAGAGGACACGUUAUGUGAUAUUAUU
Spodoptera littoralis (African cotton leafworm) is the source of this 2226-nucleotide messenger RNA. The record is from the annotation of a GenBank genome assembly. Lineage: Eukaryota; Metazoa; Arthropoda; Insecta; Lepidoptera; Noctuidae.